ACGCCCACUUUUGCAACUCACAUCAAGCAAGCAAUUGAGUGUUUCUGCUGAGCACAAGCUGUUCCGUUGCUCCAACUCCUGAGAAAAAACACCGUCGCAAAACCAUCCGUGAAAAUGUCAUUCGACCGCCUCGUCCGGUUCGUGCCCAAGGGCGACGACAGCAAGAUCCUCAUCGGUGAGCCCGCAGACAGCUCCGUCGAUGUCGGCGCAGCCGUCCGCAAGGGCGAGGAUGUCCUGGUCAAGGUGUACAGCGGCAAGUCGGUGCUGGAUGCCGGCUCGCCAACGGGCGAGACUGCCGUCAUCGGCCGCGUCCUGUCCCCUCUGGCGCGGGGGGAAGUCGGCACCAUCCGCUGCAUUGGACUGAACUACAAGAAGCACGCCGAGGAGGCCAAGAUGACCAUCCCCGAGAUCCCCACCGUCUUCCUUAAACCCGAGACCUGCCUCGCCGACCCGUGGCCGGCGCCGACGAUCAUCCCCAAGCACACGAUCGCCAGCGACUCGGCCGACUACGAGUCUGAGCUGGCCGUCGUCCUCGGCAAGGAGGCCAAGAACGUGUCGGAGGCGGACGCGCUCGACUACGUGCUCGGCUACACGGCCAGCAACGACAUCUCGAGCCGGGCGUCGCAGUUCGCCCAGUCGCAGUGGUGCUACUCCAAGGGCUUCGACGGCGCCUGCCCGCUGGGUCCCGUGCUGGUGUCCAAGCGGCUCGUGCCGGACGUCGGCAAGCUGCACCUGCGGGGGCUCAAGAAUGGGAAGGUGGUGCAGGAUAGUGCGUUGACGGAUCUCAUUUUCUCGGUGGAGCAGAUCGUGAGCUUCCUCUCGCAGGGCACCACGCUGCCCAAGGGGACCGUCAUCAUCACGGGCACGCCCGCGGGCGUGGGGUUCGCCCACAAGCCGCAGGAGCUGCUGCACGACGGGGACGAGUUUGUUGUCGAGAUCCAGCCCCAUAUCGGGAGCUUGUACAAUGUGAUGCAGAACGAGAAAUGAGUGUAAACGGGAUACCUAUCUUUGGGCUGGGUGCCGUUUCUAUGUUAUCCUACAUUUUGGCCCCUUUUUCUCUAGAUGAUGACCGCAGGCACAUGACCUCAAUCAGGACCAUGGUUCAAGGAGCCCACACGAAGUCUCCCCUAAUGGUCUCCUCCCCCCUUUUCCUUCCACUUCCAGAAUGCAGUAUAUGAGCGCUCUAUCUACCUAGCCUAGCA
Thermothielavioides terrestris NRRL 8126 is the source of this 1202-nucleotide messenger RNA. RefSeq lists its product as uncharacterized. Gene Ontology annotation, molecular function: acetylpyruvate hydrolase activity. The coding region runs from base 115 to 987 and encodes 290 amino acids. The record is from RefSeq and is a predicted model, not a curated record. The transcript has 5 exons. NCBI's taxonomy places the organism in Eukaryota, Fungi, Ascomycota, Sordariomycetes, Sordariales, Chaetomiaceae.